Messenger RNA from Zophobas morio, 1326 nucleotides. RefSeq names its product DNA endonuclease RBBP8-like. Bases 122 to 1273 code for a protein of 383 amino acids. The record is from RefSeq and is a predicted model, not a curated record. NCBI's taxonomy places the organism in Eukaryota, Metazoa, Arthropoda, Insecta, Coleoptera, Tenebrionidae. The transcript is spliced from 6 exons. Gene Ontology annotation, biological process: DNA repair.
GUCUUAUUUAUUCAUUGUUGACAGGUUAGGUACAUAACCUCAAAUAUACAAAUGUUGCCAUAAGUUUUUUGUUUAAUUUUUAAACAGUUCACGUUUUUUGUGAUAAUAUAGUUGCUCAAAAAUGCAGUCAGAAGCGUAUAGUGAUUGGAUGUCUCUAUACAACGACAAUAUCCAAACAAUAUGGAGAGAGGAAAACACAGAACUUCGAAAAGUGUCCAUGAUAUAUUAUGCGUUUGAGAAGGAAUUGAGCAGACUGAAGAAUGUCUUGGAGAACGAGUUGUCAUCUAUAAAGUCUGAGUUUAAGAAAAGGGAAUAUUUAGAGAAACGAAGAAAAUUUAGUGGGUUGGUGCAGUCUGAAAAAUUCGAGCUUGAUGCCAUUGAAAAUGUCGAUAAAGAAAAUAAGAGUCCUGAAAUCGUGCCAUUGGAACAAUAUGAUUUAAAUAAAGCAAGUGAAGAGUUUUUUAUUGAAUCUGCAAACACUGCCGCUUUUUUAAAAGAGAGUUCUCCAGUGCCACAAUGUAGCAAAAAUGUGACUGCCACAAGUCCGGUGCUACAUAAAAAUAGCUUCAAUUUUAAGAAAAAAAAGUCAGUGAGUCCAUGUAGUGACAAAACGACACCUAAAAUGGAGAUAUUUAAUGAAGAUAGUACAACUUCAAAAAUGGAUGACUCGAAUAUACUGGAAUGCUCAAUUAUCAACAACACUCCUGAAGUAACUACAGAAAGAAAAAUGAAGCGACCACGUUUCAGGUCAAAGAAAAAAAAACCUAAUCUUAAUACAAGUAAACAAACAAAUACAUUAACGCAGUCGUUUCUAAGGCCCAAAACAUGCAAAAGAGAAAUGGACUCAAAUUUGCCGUCCAUGACGAUUACAGAAAUGAUCAAUCUUAUAAAUGACAGUGACCACACUGAAACUGAUGCUGAAUCAGAUGCAACUGUUGAUCUUGAAGUGCCUUCACAAUCUGAAACAAACCUAGAACCUCCAUCAAGAAGUCCUGAAAAAAAGAAAGCCAAGUUUGUGUAUGAGGAAGUAGUGAGGGGUAAAGCGCGGAAAAAACUGGCAGGAUGGGCGUGUCGCGAAUGCCAGGAAUAUUACGAGGAUUUAAAUUUACCACCUGAAGAGCUACAAAAGAAGAAAAAUCAGUGUUCUAAACACAGACACAGAUUCAAGCCUAGAGAAGAAACGUAUACAGGGUUCUGGGACUUAACUUUUGGGCCCACGCCCAAAACACAACAAGACGAAGAAUCUUUAGUAUUUAAUUAUAAAAAAUCGUGAUGUUAAAACUUUAUUAUACAAAAAUUAUAUUAUAUUGGUUAUUUUUAUAAGUU